AUGGACCCCUACUCAACGGCUGCCCCACCGCUGUCAGCGGCUUCCACUCACGUCUCGCCGUCGGUGUCUAACGGGAACGAGAGCCCGGAGACGGCGAUCAUGGCUUCGGCGACCUCAGAUGUCCGUCUAGCUCAGCAGCCCGCCACUACCCCCGCACGCGGCAAGCAUCUCAAGUGCGACGGGAACACCCCUUGCUCGCGUUGCACUAGCUCCAACACCGAGUGUCUAUAUGUCCCCUCUCGCCGCGGCUACAGGGCCCCCAGGAAGAACACGACCCAGAAUCCGAACAAGCGCCAUGCAUCGUCCUCCCCGCCGUACCCCGGCCCGACUGAGAGCUGCCCCAUGCUCCUGGGACACGGGGGGGUGUCGCUUGCUGCCCCCGCGAUCCCCGGCUUCAACCCGGCCGUCGUGCUGCCGGACCAGUCGCCCGUCUCUUAUACGACCACUUCGCCUCUGGGAAACGUGCCGCUCUACCGGAACCCGUUCGCCCCAGCCAUGGAUGCCAACGCGCUGGCCCUGACGACGACGACGACGUCGUCGACACCAACAUCGACUUCGUCGACGGCCACGGCCGCGGCCACGCCGGCCGUGCCUCCGGCCCAGCCGCCGGUGCCGACGCUGGCGGAGCGCUGCUUCGACGCCUUCUACCACUUCUUCCACGCCGGCCACCCCUUCGUGCUGCCCAAGGACUACUUCCUCCGCAUGCUCAAGGAGGGCGCGGCGGCCAACCUCAACGUCGUCCUGGCCGCCAUGCGGUACAUCGGCUCGCUGUACGUCGACGCCGGGCCCGCCCGGGCGACCUACCUGGACGAGGCCAUCCGGCUAAGCUACCGGCCGGACACGCCCAAGGACGGCUUCCUGGUCCAGGCCCUGCUGCUCAUCAUCAUCGGCCUGGACGGGUCGUGCGACCAGGGGCGCGCGCGCGAGCUGCUGGCCGACUGCGAGCGCCUCGCCAUCGAGAUCGACCUCAACAAGCGCGACUUCGCCGCCCUGCACGGCCGCGCCAACCCCGUGCUCGAGGAGAGCUGGCGCCGCACCUGGUGGGACCUGUACGUGUGCGACGGCAUGAUCGCCGGCGUGCACCGCGUCACCAAGUUCUUGCUGUUCGACAUCCAGGCCGACGUGGGCUUGCCGUGCGAGGAGCAUGAGUACCUCUCAGGGCGCAUCCCGGCGCCGUCGUACAUAGAGGACUUCGACGACGCGACCUUCUCGGGCGAGGACCGCGAGUUCUCGUCCUUCACGUACCGCAUCGCGGCGGCGCGCAACCUCGGGCGCCUGAUGCGCAUGCCGCCCGUCAUGUUCCCCGGCGACGAGAACGUCAACCGCGUGCAGUCGCUGCUCACCAACUGGCGCAUGCACCUGCCGGACUCGAAGCGCGACGACCUCAACAAGAACUGCCAGCUCGACGAGAUGAUGUUCCAGGCGCACUUCAUCACGCAUGCCUGCACCAUCAUACUACACCAGCCGCUCUCGCAGCUGGACACGUCGCCGGUGCAGGCGGUCAACUCGUGCGCGCCGCACCGGCCGGUGCCGUCGGGGGAGGCGUUCAACACGCACACGCGGCACACGCUGAGCGCGGCGGCGGAGAUCUCGCAGAUGAUCACGCAGGCGGGGGCGGGGGUGGACGACGUGACGCGGCACACGCACUUCUUCACGUGCGUCAUCACGCUCAGCUCGAUCGUGCACCUGUCCCGGUGGGCGCUCUACUUCGUCGACGACGAGGACCACCUGCGCCAGCAGAUCCGCCUCAACAUCGGCGCGCUCCGCCGCCUCAGCCGCGUCUGGAAGGCCGCCGACACCGCCUGGGCCCAGGUCAAGGGCGUCGCCCAGGAGAUCUACCGCGGCAAGAAGGCCCAGCAGAUCAGCCCCGCCUUCUGGGUCGGCUUCACGCAGGAGCAGAUGAUCAGCAGCAUCAACGCCGACGAGGGCAUCAUGAGCGAUGCAGGUACGUAUAACGUGGAUUGGAAACGGGACGAUUCGGCUAAGCGUCAGGGAAAAGAAGGAGUUUGGGUUCGACAUGGGUUGCGGCUUCAAGGCUUCGACUGUGAGGCCGGAGGUGGCCGAUGUCUCACCCCGUACAGAGUAUUUCUAAUCCCCCAGCCAGGCGAGAUCCUCGCCGUCAUGGGCCCCUCCGGCUCCGGCAAGACAACACUUCUCAACAUGCUAGCCUGCCGCCCCACCACCACCACCCCUACCACCACCUUCUCCUCCUCCACGUGCACCACAACAGGCACGCUCCUCCUAAACGGCGCCCCAGCCUCCCAGCCCGCCCUGCGCUCGGUAACCCGCUUCGUGGAGCAGGACGACGCGCUCACCGGCGCCCUGACCGUGCGCGAAACGCUGGAUUUCGCCUCGCGCCUCGCCACCACCAUGGCCACCACCACCUCCUUUUCCUCGGACAAUAGGUCCAAGGACAACAGGGCAGCGCGCGUGGCCCAGCUGGUGGACGCGUUCGGGCUGCGCGAGCGGGCGGACACGCUGGUGGGCACGGGCCUGCGCAAGGGCCUCAGCGGCGGGCAGCGGCGGCGGCUGGGCGUGGCCGGCCAGCUGGUCGGCGGCGGGGCGCGGGUGCUGGUGCUGGACGAGCCGACCAGCGGGCUGGAUUCGGCGGCCGGGUGGGAGGUGUUAAUCGUCAUCGCGUCGAUCCACCAGCCGAGCACGGCCACGUUCAACCUGUUCGACAAGCUGCUGCUCAUGUCGCACGGCAAGACGCACUACUUCGGCCCCACAGCCGAGGUCGCGGCGCAUUACGAGGCGCUGGGGUGCCCGAUGCCGGUCCAUGUCAACCCGGCCGAGUUCCUGCUCGACAUGGUCAACACCGACUUCGCCGCGCACCGCGAGUCGGCCGUGCGCCGGCUCGACGAGAUGCAGCUCGCCUGGGCGCGCUCGCCGGCGGCUAAGGAGCUGGCUGCCACCAUCGCCGCGGCCGAAGAAAAAGGGGUGACGACGGGGGCGGCUGGGGCGGGCCUCGAGAUGGACGGGUCGGAGCAGAAACCGAGCCUGCCGAGCUUGGUGCUCACGCUGCUGCACCGCGGCUUCGUGAAGAGCUACCGCGAUAUCGUCGUCUAUGGAAUCAGGCUGGCCAUGUACAGUGGUGACGGCUCCGCCUUCAUGUCGUUCAUGGCCUGCGCGUACUGCCCGGCCUACCUCGAGGACUACAUGCAGUUCAUCAAGGAGAAGCGCAACGGCCUGUACGGCGCCACGGCCAUGAUCGUCGCCAACUUCCUCAUCGGCGUGCCCUACCUGUUCAUCUUCUCGCUCGUCUUCUCGGCCAUCUCGUACUGGCUGUCCAACUUCCAGCCGACGGCGCAGGCCUUCUUCACCUGGGUGCUGUGGGUGUUCCUGGACCUGCUGGCGGCGGAGAGCCUGGUGGUGCUCCUGACGUCCGUCUUCCCGUCCUUCGUCGUCUCGCUCGCGCUGGUGGCCUUCGCCAACGGGCUGUGGAUGAGCGUGGACGGCUUCAUGGUGCCGCCGACGCUGCUCAACGUGUUCUACCGCUACGUGUUCCACUACUGGGACUACCAGAAGUACGUCUUCGAGAACAUGAUGGUCAACGAGUUCAGCGAGCGCGUGUACACCUGCGCGCGAACGGCGGGGGGCUGCCAGUGCAUGUGGCAGACCGACCUGGCGGACCAGUGCCUGAUCCGCGGCCAGGGCGUGCUCGACCAGUACGGCUACCGGCCGGGACACAUGGGCAAGGACGUCGGUAUCAUGUUGGCCAUCAUCUUCGGUUACCGUCUUGCCGCGUGGCUGGUCCUGAAGUUGAAGAACUCUGUCUACACAGCCGCAAUUCACAUCCUCUCGGGCCUCCUCAGCGAUGGCGCCCCUCCGGCCUGCAGUCACCCAAAACAACUCCCCAAACCGGCUCGCAUUCCGCCCCCAUCUCAGCUCGCCCUCCUCGCAACCAUCGUCGUCCAUCCGGCAUUCACCACCAGCGCCCCGGAAACAGCCAACAUCCACGCCGCCGCCCACGCCCUGUCUUACCUACGCGGCCUGCUCAGCACUGUGGGGCCCAUCAACGCCAACUUCCGCGCCGCGUUCGAUUUUACCGCCUCCUCCACCUCGUCCGGCCCCGCCGCCGCCACCACCCGGUCCCGCGCAGCCGCCCGCCCCGGCAGCCGCCCGGGAAGCCGAGGCGGCAGCCGCAGCCGGAGCCGGCACAGCAGCGGAGCUCACAACAACAACACCGCUUACCUAAGCAGCGACGACGAGCCCCCGUGGCAAUCCGACUCGGACUCGGACGCGCUGGGCGGCGACUUCGCGCGCUCGGACCUGCUCUUCCGCCGCGCGCCCGACUUCUGGGCCGUGCUGGGCUGGGCGUUCCGCUGCGCCGCCGAGCACCCGGCCCGCUGGCGCUGCUGGCGCGAGUGGCUGGGCUUCGUGCUGGCCGCCGUGGAGGCCGACUUUGACGAGCGGCUGCGCGAGGACCAGGCGGCGGUCGGGCAGACGGGCAAGAGUAAGUCCACCCGGCCGUACCCGGCGCUGGGUGGGAGCUUGAUUGUGGCAUACCUGCUCGGCCUGAGGCGGGCGAGGAGGAAUCCGCUGCGGGAGGUGCUAAGGGCGGUGUUUGCGUUCUGCGACGGGGAGAUGGUCGCGUCGGAUAGGGCGAUUUUCGGGGAGGUGUUCAGGCACGAGACGAAGCUUGGUAGGAGCAAGCGCAAGAGGGCGGAGGAUAAUGUGGUGGACCUGGAGAAUGAUCGGUUUGGGGACUACUUGGAUGAUGGGGAGUCGUUGGAGUCGGAGGAGGAGAGCGAGGGAGAGGACGUGCCGAUGCCCGCCCCGGCGAAGGGGCGGAGGAAACCGGGCCGCAAGGCCAAGGGGGAAGGCACAGCCUCUCUCGCCCUCACGGACAGCCUCGCCGAGACGGUGCCCUUCCGCCUGCGCGUCUUCCGCUUGCUCUCAGCGGUGUCCUACUACCUCCCCGAUACCUUUGAGCCGGUCGGCGAGCUCUACGAGAGAUUCACCGACCAGGUGCGCAGCCUCCCGCUGCCCAUGUUCCGCCUGUUCAUCGAGCCGCACCGGUCCAUCCUCCCCGAAGAGGUCCAGGUCUCGUUCCUACGCAUGGUGAUCGAGGCGCUGCUGCCGCGCCACCCGGACCCGGCCGAGGUCGACGCCGCGGCCGGCCACGGCGUCACCGUGCGCGUCAUGCAGGAGUGCUUCCUGCCCUUCGCCGCGAGCAGGGUCACGGCCGAGGACAACGCCAAGCUGUCGCUCGCCCUCGAGCGCAUGAUGUGGUUCGUCUACGGCCAGAUCGGGGUUGAGUAUUCGCCCGGGCUGCGCAGGGCCGUCGAGGCCGGCAUCAAGGCCCGCGAGGACAAGAUCAAGCGGCGCGGGGCUGCUGGCGCUGCUGGGAGGGCGGACGCUGCGGACAAGGCGGCGCGGGAGGCGCUGGCGCGGUCGGCCAGGAAUCUGAGGGCCUUGGUCGAUGUUAUUGCGGCUGCUGGGCGGUGA
Molecule: messenger RNA, 5451 nt
Organism: Thermothielavioides terrestris NRRL 8126
Lineage: Eukaryota; Fungi; Ascomycota; Sordariomycetes; Sordariales; Chaetomiaceae
Exons: 14
Coding region: 1-5451 (1816 amino acids)
Biological process (GO): DNA-templated transcription; regulation of DNA-templated transcription
Cellular component (GO): membrane
Molecular function (GO): ATP hydrolysis activity; DNA binding; DNA-binding transcription factor activity, RNA polymerase II-specific
Source: RefSeq, a predicted model, not a curated record